Molecule: messenger RNA, 412 nt
Organism: Asparagus officinalis (garden asparagus)
Lineage: Eukaryota; Viridiplantae; Streptophyta; Magnoliopsida; Asparagales; Asparagaceae
Product: probable GTP-binding protein OBGC2
Exons: 2
Cellular component (GO): mitochondrion
Molecular function (GO): GTPase activity; GTP binding
Source: RefSeq, a predicted model, not a curated record
GUAAGUUUCUGAACUGCUGUUCAACAUUAUUAUUGAAAUUGUUGGGAAAUUUUAGGCAUCAAUGUUCCUUGCUUCAAUAUGUUCUUCUUUGUUCCUUCUCCAGGGACUCCCAAAUGCCGGAAAAUCAACUCUUUUGGGAGCACUAACUCUGGCAAAACCAGACAUUGCCGACUACCCUUUUACAACCUUGAUGCCAAACCUUGGACGUCUUGAUGGUGAUCCUACUUUAGGGGCACUGAAGUUUUCCUCUCAAGCAACAUUAGCAGAUUUGCCUGGUUUAAUUGAAGGUGCUCAUUUAGGAAAGGGUCUUGGUCGUAAUUUCUUGAGACAUUUAAGGAGAACUCAGCUGUUAGUUCAUGUUGUCGAUGCUGCUGCAGAGGACCCUUUAAAUGAUUAUAAGACUGUCAAGGAG